AACGGCACCGACUGUCUUCAUUUGUUAUUCUCUGGGUCUGUCAUCUCCUCUGUCUGCUGAUUUCACUGCUCUGCUCAGCCAUGUCGGACGCAGAAGAGGAAUACGAGGAACAGACUGAAGAAGUUGAGGUAGAGGAGGCUGAGCCUGAGCCGCAGGAGGAGGCGGAGCCGGCUGAGGAAGAGGAAGAAGAGCAGACAGAGUACCAAGAUCAAGAUGCUCAGGAAGAAGAGGAGGAGCGCCCUAAACCCAAACCUAUGGUGCCCCAACUUGCACCUCCAAAGAUUCCUGAGGGAGAGAGGGUGGAUUUUGAUGACAUCCACCGGAAGCGCAUGGAGAAGGACAUGCUGGAGCUCCACACUCUGAUCGAUGCACAUUUUGAGCAGAGAAAGAAGGACGAGGAGGAGCUUAUUUACCUGAAGGAGAGAAUUGAACGCCGCCGCUCUGAGAGAGCUGAGAUCCAGAGGGUUAGAGCUGAGAAGGAAAAGGACAGACAGCACAGGAUUGCGGAAGAGCGUCAGAGGAAGGAGGAGGAGGAGGCCAAGAAGAAGGCAGACGACGAUGCCAAGAAGAAGAAAGUGCUGUCCAACAUGGGAGCAAACUUUGGAGGCUUCCUUGCCAAGGCUGAGUCCAGGAAAGGCAAACGCAUGACAGCCAGAGAAAUCAAGAAGAAAACUCUGGUUGAAAGACGGCAGCCUCUAGGUAUUGAAAACCUGAGGGAGGAUGCACUGAAGAAACGGGCUCAGGAUAUGUGGAACUGGAUUUACCAGCUGGAGUCUGAAAAGUUUGACUACAUGGAGCACAUGAAACACCAGAAAUAUGAGAUCAUUGUGUUACUGAACAGGAUCCAGCAUGCUCAAAAAUUUAAAAAAGGCCACGGCAAAGCAAAAGUGGGCGGUCGCUGGAAAUAAAAGCACCAAAACUCAAGUGGGAAGCAUUAAGGAUACCUGAGGAAGAAGAAACUUUUCUGUUCCAUGAUCUUAGCGUCCUGUUUGCAGACAAUUUUAGUGGGUAAAGAUGACAACUUGAACAUAAAUUAUAAUAAAACGUUCAUCCACUAA
Molecule: messenger RNA, 1058 nt
Organism: Oryzias melastigma (Indian medaka)
Lineage: Eukaryota; Metazoa; Chordata; Actinopteri; Beloniformes; Adrianichthyidae
Product: troponin T, slow skeletal muscle
Exons: 15
Coding region: 81-908 (275 amino acids)
Biological process (GO): sarcomere organization; slow-twitch skeletal muscle fiber contraction; regulation of muscle contraction
Cellular component (GO): troponin complex
Molecular function (GO): tropomyosin binding; troponin T binding
Source: RefSeq, a predicted model, not a curated record